AUGUCAUCGCACUGGGGAAGCAUUCCACGCGAGAAGAUGCAAGAAGCGACCAGGCGCGAAAGAGAACUCAAAAUAAAAUUCGGGAACGAGCGACUAGAAGAUUGCGUCCGUUACAUACCCUUCGACCCAGCAGACCACCAAACCGCCUGGAAAGCUCUUCGUACCAUUCUCUGCCAGUAUGACCGCGACUUGUCGGGGAACGAUGCCGCGCUGAUCCUUGGGCCGCAGCCCAAUGAUAGCAUUAUCCUAGUUACUGGGCUAUCGGGGGCAGGAAAGAGUUCACUUAUCAACCACAUAUUGGGCCCGAAUUCUAAACAGAAGGUGAAAGUCGGGAACCAGCUGGAGGGGUGCACCCAGGAUGUACAUGCAAUCUGCACCGACAUGCCAGUGCAGCUUUCCCACCUGCUGGGGGAAGGAGACAGUGGCCGGCUGGUUCUGGUAGACACACCCGCCUUUGACGGCGCUUAUGAAGGGGAGAUGAUAACUUUGACUCGAGUCGCCAACUGGCUUGCGCGAUCCGCCCCGAUGACGGUUAGAGGCGUUAUUUAUGUUCAUGACAUGAGCGAAUCACGGAUCACAGGCUCUAUGAGAAGGUAUCUCUGGACAUUGGAGAAGCUUUGUGGGGAGGAAAUGUUCGGGAAAUUGGUGAUUGUUACCUCGAAGUGGGACAGUGUGAGGCCAAGAGAGAGCCAGGGUCACCUUUCCCCCUCUCAGGUGGGAGAGGAGAGAGUGGAGGUUUUCAAAAUGAGGGCUUGGAACGAACUAAUCAACGGAGGGGCCAUCGUACGCAACUUCCAUCCGGCAAACCAGGCUCAGGCAUUGGAGAUUGUCAAGCUCGUCCUCACGAACAGAUCUGGGGUUGAAGACGUUCCCCUUGCCGUCCAGAGGGAAAUCAUUGUGGAGGGAAGAGAGCUGCGCCAAACCAGUGCUGCAAAGGGCCUGUUGCAAGGGAUUCACAACAAUUUGGACGCAGAUGUGUCGUCCAAAGUCUGGUUCGACAAAAAAAUCAAGCAAUUCUGGCGUGUCUGA
Molecule: messenger RNA, 1029 nt
Organism: Coprinopsis cinerea okayama7#130
Lineage: Eukaryota; Fungi; Basidiomycota; Agaricomycetes; Agaricales; Psathyrellaceae
Exons: 5
Coding region: 1-1029 (342 amino acids)
Molecular function (GO): GTP binding
Source: RefSeq, a predicted model, not a curated record